GUUCCUUUGAGAUUCUCCACAUCACGAAUCUAUGAACCAAUUCAACCGUAAUCUCGAUCCACCUUCCCUUCUGGGCAUCUGGGCGUUCAGCGUUUAACCAGUAGAAAUGGCGGCAGCCAUGGCUGUACACUCGCCAAAAACAGCUCUUAUGCACAGCCCAUCAUCUCUCAAGGACCUAAACUCCAGUUUCAUUUGUGGGUCGCCAUUAAAGAGCCUGUCUUUACAUAUGCAACCAAGAAGAAGCAGCGGGAGACACGGUGUUAGCUUGGUGAUAACCUCCGCCGUUACUGGAAGCUCGCGAUCGGGGCCCAAGACCGUCAAGAACAGCGGCGGUGAUAAUGGUGGCGGUGGGAGGUUUUACCUCAAUUUCACUGGCUUUCCUUUUCCCCUCGGCCCUUUCCUCAACCGCCGCACCAUUAGAACUGAGGUAGUGAAAGACUGCAUUUGGUUAUUUGAACAAGAACAAGCACUGGGCUUCAGCAGUGUCUCAACAAACAUCAGAAUGACUGUAAUCAAACUUAAAUCGGGCGGGUUAUGGAUUCAUGCACCGAUUGCACCAACCAAAGAGUGUAUUCAGCUUGUGAAAGAGUUGGGAUAUCCCGUGGAAUAUAUUGUGCUGCCUACGUUUGCAUAUGAGCAUAAAAUUUUCGUUGGCCCAUUCUCCAGGAAGUUUCCACGGGCACAGGUAUGGGUGGCACCGAGGCAAUGGAGUUGGCCUUUAAAUCUGCCACUCGAGUUCUUUGGGAUAUUUCGUGCCAAAACCUUACAAGACGAAGAUCUCUCAACUCCAUGGGCAGAUGACAUUGAACAGAAAGUUCUUAGCUCUCCAGAAGUUGGUAUUGGACCUUAUGUGGAGGUGGCAUUUUAUCAUAAGCGUUCGCAGACCUUAUUAGUGACUGAUGCGGUAAUAUUUGUUCCUAGGAGUCCACCCGAGUGUAUAAGCAAGGAGUCUCUGCUUGCGUCUGCGAAGAAUGGUUUGGCUGUCAAACUCCUUAGUAAAGGGAAAGAAGUCCCCGAAGAGCCAGUUGUUGACAACCAGAUGAACCGACAGAAAGGAUGGGAGAGGAUGGUUCUCCAGAUUUUGUUUCUAGGCCCGUCAAAUCUACUGGAGCCUAACGCUAGCUUUGCUCAAAUGUCACAGAAACUUAUCGUUUCGCCCAUUGUGAAGACACUGGUAUUCAGCAAAGUUCCUGAAAAGGUUAGAGAUUGGAUUGAUAGCAUUGUGAGGGACUGGAAGUUCAAGAGGAUAAUCCCGGCUCAUUUCGCUGCCCCGAUAAAUGCAAAUAGGUCUGAUUUUUUAGCGGCAUUUGCAUUUCUAGACGAUCUCCUCGGAGAGCGCUAUGUCACCAGGCCAUCCCUCUCCCUCGUCUUCACAUCACUGUUGGGAAAAGCCGCGAGCUAUUUUCCUCCAGAUGAUAUGAGGACCUUAUCAUCCCUGGAUGACUUCUUGGUCUCAGUUGGAGCAGUGAAGAAAACUGUCUCAGGCCGGAAACGAUGAUAAACCAAAUAACACACACACAGUAGUUUUGAGCUAUGUAGAUAUAUAUAGUGUAGUGAAUGAAAAAUAUACUUGUGUUGGCUAGUGUAAACUUGUUUACUCUUUCAGCCAUGGCAAUGGAACUGUACCACUCAUCUCAUACUGAUAAUAAGGUUCAAAUUUUUACCUUA
Ipomoea triloba (trilobed morning glory) is the source of this 1668-nucleotide messenger RNA. RefSeq lists its product as uncharacterized. The record is from RefSeq and is a predicted model, not a curated record. The transcript is spliced from 6 exons. The coding region runs from base 107 to 1498 and encodes 463 amino acids. NCBI's taxonomy places the organism in Eukaryota, Viridiplantae, Streptophyta, Magnoliopsida, Solanales, Convolvulaceae.